AUGGACCAUGUCUGGUCGAUAGUGUGUUUGUGUUUCUGGCGGGAAUUAUUCAGCUUGCUCUCGCUGAGCGGAUGGCUGCUUGGUGCCUCCUUCGUGACGACGUCGCGGUCCGCAUCAAUCAAUGUGAGGCCUGUCCGGCGCGAUGCGCUGGCAGGUGCUGCAAGCGCAGUUGCGAGUCACGCCAAGCAAAGCCGAUGGCAGCAGGCAUCGGACGUUGUCGCAAACCUAUCUCCAAGAAGACUGCAACUCGAUGUUUCACUCAGCAACGCACUGGUCUCCGCAAUCGGCAGAGGUUCGAAAUGGCUGAGGGCUUUAUGUGCCUUCAGUGCCAUGCGAAGGUCGAGGCUCGACCACGAUCACAUCUCUUUCAACUCGGGCAUUUCCGCCUGUGGCAGAGGGGGUGCCUGGAAGCAGGCAGUGCACCUGUCCGCACUGCUGCAGACAGAGGACCUAAGCCGCGACGUGGUGACGUUCAACGCAGGAAUCUCUGCCUGUGAGAUCCACGCCAAAUGGCCUACUGCGCUUUCAAUAUUUCGUGAUGCUUGUAAUGGCGUGAAGCUGCACCUGGUGACAUUCGGUGCCAUGUUGACCACAGCCAGAAGAGCAGCUGCUUGGGAAGUAACACUUGCAGCACUCCGGCAGAUGCGUCCCCGGUCGCUCUACCCGAAUGAGGUCUGUGGCAAUGCAGCGGUUGCUGCACUCCGAACCCAGUCUGCCAAGUGGGCCGAUGCCAGAUCGCUGUUGAUGGUAGAGCCUGGAGCCUCGUCGACCAGCUUGGUGCUGAGCUCUCUUGCACGUGCAUGGCGCGAAGUCUUCCAACUCCUGUCACAGUGGGGUGAUGGAUCUUUGCUGACAGUGCCGACACUGAAUGCAGGAAUCACAGCCUGCCACAGAGGCAGUCGAUGGGAGAUGUCCUUAUGGAUACUCAGCAAGAUGAUGUGCUCAAGUGGCCCGAGGCCUGAUGCAAUUACGUGUGCAUCCACCUUGGCCGGCUGUGAGAGGGGCCAGCGCUGGCAAUUUGUGGCGCGGCUGCUACGUGCGUUCCACAGGCUCUCCACACAACUGGACUUGACUGUGAACCAGGCAGCUCUCAGCGCAGCUGCAAAAGGCCAUGCUUGGCGAUCUGCAACACAAGGAAUACACGAAGCCAUGCAGGAAGGAUUUGGGCUUUCGGUUGCUGCCAUCAACACCGCUGCCUUUGCGUGUCAGAGCGGGAAGCGCUGGAGAUGGUCUGCAGAGCUCAUUGGACAACUGAGGCUUGCCGCCGUCCGUCCAGAUCACUUUUCAGCAACUUCUCUGCUGGCAUCAGCAUGGCCGACCGCAUUGCAUGCUCUCCAGGGCUUCAACUUGCUGAUGCUGAAGUAUGACGAUCUCGCUUGCAGCUCCAUCAUGACGACCCUUUCGUUCUCAAAAAUCUGGGACCGGGCUUUGCUGCUACAGCAGCAGCUUCCCUCCAACAUCGGAGACGUGUUGGCCUGCGACGUACUGACCAGUGCCUGUGAGACAUCAGGAGGACUGGAACCUGUCCCGGCUUUGCUGGUCCAGGAGACUUUCGGCGCGCUGUCCGCAGAGGAGCAAAAGAAGAUCACAGAAGCGCUUGCGAAAGUCGAGACGAAAGCAGAAACCGCUGCGGCACCGGCAACAGGGGAGACCCCUUCUACCGAGGCCAAGCCUGAGAAGGCAGAGGAACCGGAGAUGACGGAUGAGCAGCUGAGCAUGCUCAAAGCAGCUUUCGAUGACAUUGAUACCAAUGCUUCCAAGUACAUCGAGGCGGCUGAACUCAAAACAGUGCUGGGUAAAAUGAAGGUGGAACUGUCUGACGACCAGAUCGACGCGGUGUUCAAACGUGCAGACCUCAACAAGGAUGGAAAGCUCAGCUUCGACGAGUACAAGAAGCUGGUGUCCGCAGGAAUGCAAGUGGCCAAAUGA
Messenger RNA from Symbiodinium sp. CCMP2456, 1929 nucleotides. The record is from the annotation of a GenBank genome assembly. Lineage: Eukaryota; Dinophyceae; Suessiales; Symbiodiniaceae.